UGCCCCACAGCAUUAGCUUACGACUAGCCAUGAACGUCAUUUUUAAAUGGACGCAGCUUCGCCCAAACGGUGAAACACCAAACAAAUUCCCAUAACCCGACAGCCCACUCCCAGCACACAUUUUCCAAAGCGCAGGGCUGCGGCGUAGAGAUCAUUGCUCCUUCGUUCUCUUCAUCGGCCACACACUCGAUCAGUCCACAAGCACGACUCAUCAAACAUGUCGUUCGAAACGACGGCGACGAUCGCCAACUUCGGCGGGCAGCUUCUCAAACUCAAGCAUCCCGCGAAGACGACGAAUUGCGACAUGGCGUUGAACCUGUUCUUCCCGCCGCAGGCUUCCAAGGGCCCCGUCCCCGUGCUCUUCUAUCUCUCGGGCCUGACCUGCACCGGCGACAACUGCUCCGAGAAGGGCGGGUUCCAGGCCCACGCGGCGAAAAAGGGCAUCGCCAUCGUGUAUCCGGACACGUCUCCCCGCGGCCUCAAGAUCGCGGGCGAGGACGACAGCUACGACUUCGGCACCGGGGCGGGCUUCUACGUCGACGCGACCAAGGAGCCGUGGAGUGGCGGCUACAAGAUGUACUCAUACAUUACGGACGAGCUGCCCAAGGCGCUGUUCGCUCAGUUCGGUGACAAGCUGGACGGCAGCCGCGUCAGCAUCACGGGCCACUCCAUGGGCGGCCACGGCGCCCUGACGUUGUUCCUGAAGAACCCAGGCAUGUACAAGAGCGUGUCGGCGUUUGCGCCCAUCUGCAACCCGUCCAAGUGCCCCUGGGGCGAGAAGGCGUUCAAGGGCUACUUUGGCGAGGAUAACAAGGCCAAGUGGGCCGAACACGACGCGACAGAGCUGGUGGCCAAGUACUCCGGCGACAAGCUAGACAUCCUGAUCGACGUGGGCACGGGCGACAACUUUUACAAGCAAGGUCAGCUGCUGCCGGAGAACUUUGAAGCGGCCGCCAAGAAGGCGGGCCAGAACGUCACGAUCAGAUAUCAGCCAGACUAUGAUCACAGCUACUACUUCAUCUCGUCAUUUGCCGAGGACCACAUCGAGCACGCGGCGAAGUAUCUGCUGAAAUAAGACGGCAAGCUGUGAGUAAUGCUAUGCUGUGCAGACAACUUCUUGUGCAUAUUUGAGACUAGGGACAUGAAUAGCGUGGCAAGCAAUUUGUCCAACGGAAGAGUAAAAUCAACUGUAGAUCCCAAGCUCCUCGUCUUUUGCUGUGCCAUUCUCUUUGAAAGAUGCAUGUGCUCAGUGAACUCUUGAUUCAACUGGGGACUGUCAUGUUGCUCAACUUUCAGCGUUAGAAAAUCCGUGUUUGUUUGAAUCUUCUGCUGUUUAAAAACGCUAAUACAUUGUUGGCCGACAAGUGGAAACCGCAGAACGAGGCUGCACGUAUUCGCCCGUUGUGUCCUACAUGCAACGGCUACGUAGCUUAAUGCUGUAGUCUCUCCUUGUUUUAGGUAGCGAACUCUUGUCAAUGACGUGCU
This is a messenger RNA of Verruconis gallopava, 1485 nucleotides long. Its product is annotated as S-formylglutathione hydrolase. Bases 218 to 1075 code for a protein of 285 amino acids. Gene Ontology annotation, molecular function: S-formylglutathione hydrolase activity. The record is from RefSeq and is a predicted model, not a curated record. Lineage: Eukaryota; Fungi; Ascomycota; Dothideomycetes; Venturiales; Sympoventuriaceae. Gene Ontology annotation, biological process: formaldehyde catabolic process. The transcript has 2 exons. Gene Ontology annotation, cellular component: cytosol.